This is a messenger RNA of Nilaparvata lugens (brown planthopper), 490 nucleotides long. RefSeq lists its product as uncharacterized. The record is from RefSeq and is a predicted model, not a curated record. NCBI's taxonomy places the organism in Eukaryota, Metazoa, Arthropoda, Insecta, Hemiptera, Delphacidae.
GGGCCUGAGAUGGGCGGAUGCAGCCGACAGGGCGUCCAAGGCGGGGAACUCGCUGUCUCUGCCCAGGGAGGCCUCCCACAGGGAUGCCAGGAUCAGGAAGGAGCCUCUGGGACAGCCAACAGUGCCCCCACUUCAGACCAACAACCUCCUAGUGAACGAUGGGAGCUGAUCUGCCUGUCGACAGAGAGCGGUGCACUGGGCAUCCACGUGGUGCCCGAUGUGGUGGGGGGUGGUGGUGGCCUGGUGGUGCAGGCGGUGGAAGAGGGGGGCAGGUGGACAGAGAUGGCCGCCUCAAGCGGGGAGACCGCAUCACACAGAUCAACGGGCGCACUCUUAUCGAUCAGCCUUUCCAUGUGGUCCAGGACAUUUUCCGCGAAUCUCUGCGUUCUUCCGAACUACGUCUGCGUGUUGUCAAACCUGGAGGAGGAGAGAGAGAGCGGAUAGAAGGAGGAGCAAGAGACCGAUUAGAAGGUGGAGGUGGAAGAGAGAG